UUCCAGGCAGGUAAUAUAGUAGAAAAACGCCAUGCUAUUACAGCAAUUAUUGCUAUCGUCAUGGAUUCCAAUUAAAUCGUUCAAUAGAAACAGAAGAGAAUCAUCAUCCUUUCUCCUCCAGUUGGUUGCAUCUUGUUGCAGUUUUGCAAAUUGGUGGAAGCCAUCCCCUUGAAAAAAAACCCUGAUUGUGAACAGGCAACGAGGCAAGCAGCCCCUGCCCAGUGACGUGCCCACUACUG
Acanthoscelides obtectus is the source of this 239-nucleotide messenger RNA. Lineage: Eukaryota; Metazoa; Arthropoda; Insecta; Coleoptera; Chrysomelidae. The record is from the annotation of a GenBank genome assembly.